Messenger RNA from Scedosporium apiospermum, 1845 nucleotides. Its product is annotated as 5-aminolevulinate synthase, mitochondrial. Gene Ontology annotation, cellular component: mitochondrion. Bases 1 to 1845 code for a protein of 614 amino acids. Gene Ontology annotation, biological process: heme biosynthetic process. The transcript has 2 exons. Gene Ontology annotation, molecular function: 5-aminolevulinate synthase activity; pyridoxal phosphate binding. The record is from RefSeq and is a predicted model, not a curated record. Lineage: Eukaryota; Fungi; Ascomycota; Sordariomycetes; Microascales; Microascaceae.
AUGGAUUCCGUCUUGCGGCAGUCCAAGGCCAUGUGCCCCUUCCUCAAGAAGUCGUCCCCUGCGACCUUGAGGGCCCUCUCGACGGCUGUGCGUCCCCAGGCCGCCCAGUCCCCCUGCGGUGGCACCAUGUCGAAGCUGCAGCUUCUGGCGAACCGGUGCCCCAUCAUGGGCAAGGCCAUUGCUGUGCGAUCCGCUCACUAUGGCCGCACCGACAUGGCUAAGCGCUCGGCCGUUGCUGGGCUGAGGGCCUUUAAUUCGGCUGCCAAGGUUGGGCGGGCUGGUAUUCAUACUAGUCGGCCUGAGGGUGCUCGUCUUCAGGAUUCUCUGUUUGACCGUCAGCAGGGUGAACCCCUCCCUCCGUCCCUGUACCCCGGUCGCAGCGCCACCCCGGCUCCGAGCGCCGAUUCUCCGGGCCGCUUCGACUACGAGGCCUUCUACACGAACGAGCUGGAGAAGAAGCACAAGGACAAGUCGUACCGCUACUUCAACAACAUUAACCGCCUGGCCAAGGAGUUCCCCCGCGCCCACAUGUCCAGCAAGGAAGAGCGCGUGACGGUAUGGUGCGCCAACGACUACCUCGGCAUGGGCCGCAACCCCCACGUCCUCAACAAGAUGCACAAGACUCUCGAAGAGUACGGCGCCGGCGCCGGCGGCACCCGUAACAUCUCGGGCCACAACAGACACGCCGUCGAGCUCGAGGCUACGCUCGCCCGUCUGCACGCCAAGGAGGCUGCUCUCGUAUUCAGCUCGUGCUACGUCGCCAACGACGCGACUCUCGCCACGCUCGGGAGCAAGUUGCCCGACUGCGUGAUUCUGUCGGACAGCUUGAACCACGCAUCGAUGAUUCAGGGCAUCCGACAUUCGGGAACCAAGAAGAUCGUGUUCAAGCACAACGACGUGCAGGAUCUCGAGGCCAAACUCGCCUCGCUCCCGCUGCACGUCCCUAAGAUUAUCGCCUUCGAGUCCGUCUACAGCAUGUGCGGCUCCAUCGGCCCCAUCGAAGCCAUCUGCGACCUCGCCGACAAGUACGGCGCCAUCACCUUUUUGGAUGAAGUCCAUGCCGUCGGCAUGUACGGGCCGCACGGCGCCGGCGUCGCCGAGCACCUCGACUUCGAAGCCCAUAAGCGCGGCCAGUGGGAGGGUACCAUCAUGGACCGCAUUGACAUCAUCACCGCCACCCUCGGAAAGGCCUACGGCUGCGUGGGAGGCUACAUUGCCGGCAGCGCCAAGUUCGUCGACAUGAUCCGCUCUCUGGCCCCCGGCUUCAUCUUCACCACUUCGCUGCCGCCUGCCACCAUGGCCGGCGCCACGGCCUCCAUCGAAUACCAGAUGGGUUACGGCGGUGAUCGACGGCUGCAGCAGCUUCAUACCCGGGCUGUGAAGGAGGCCCUCGAGGCCCGCGACAUCCCCGUCAUUCCUAACCCGUCGCACAUCGUACCCAUCCUCGUCGGCGACGCGGAGCUCGCCAAGCGUGCUUCGGACAUGUUGCUCCAGGAUUAUAACAUUUACGUCCAGUCCAUCAACUACCCCACCGUCCCUGUCGGCCAGGAACGUCUCCGCGUCACCCCCACGCCCGGACAUACCAAGGAGCUGAGGGAGGACCUUGUCGUCGCGCUCGAUGAGAUUUGGACUAGGCUCGGUAUUAAGCGUACCUCGGACUGGGCGGCCGAGGGCGGGUUCAUUGGCGUGGGCGAGAAGGGAAGCCCUGCUGUUGAGCCGCUUUGGACGGAUGGACAGCUUGGUAUUGAGGAUAUCAGUAGGGAGAUUAGGGAGGAGGGGAAUGAGGGGGGCAUUGUUGAUGUGCUUUUGGAGAGGGAGGCUGCUGCUUCUGCUGGCAGUGCCUAA